Messenger RNA from Camponotus floridanus (Florida carpenter ant), 4619 nucleotides. RefSeq lists its product as uncharacterized. Gene Ontology annotation, biological process: DNA damage checkpoint signaling; positive regulation of transcription by RNA polymerase II. Gene Ontology annotation, molecular function: histone binding. Gene Ontology annotation, cellular component: nucleus. NCBI's taxonomy places the organism in Eukaryota, Metazoa, Arthropoda, Insecta, Hymenoptera, Formicidae. The transcript has 6 exons. The record is from RefSeq and is a predicted model, not a curated record. Bases 273 to 4463 code for a protein of 1396 amino acids.
GAAGCGGUGUCUCGGCGCGCGAUUACCUCGAGAGUGGCCACGAUCACGACCGGCUUCCCCGAUGCAUUUUUGCGCGCGGAACGAUUCCCUCUCUGUCGGCACUACUCAGAAAGUGUGCGGAAACUAAGCGAAACGUGUCGCUGACUCCCGUGGCUGAUCAGGUCGUUGACAGGCGACAAGCAGGUGCGUUGAUCGGAGUUGUCGAUGUAGGUACCACCCGGUCGGAGGGGACGCGACGCCAAGUAUCGAAUGCAUAUCAGAAUCUAUUGACAAUGUCAAAUUCAGAGGAAAUGGACAGUUACGUAUCAGAUACGCAAGAGGCCUACAAAAAUGCAAAUGAAGAACCGAAUAAAAAAAAUUUUAAUGAAGAUGCAAGCUGGAACGAAAGUCAAGAUUUUCAUCUCGUUGUCGAAGGAGAUGAGAGCAUGACAGACAGAACAAAGCUCUCCAUGGAAGAUGCUAAUCAUCAAGAUUCUACUGAACAAUCAAAUCUGCAACAAAUUCCAGAUAUGUCACAAACAGAUGAUAAAAUAAUGGCCACAAAUGAUGAAAAGAUCAAAAAUAUCACAGAUGGAAAAACAAUAGAAGACGAGAGUGUGGGGAAUGUACUUAGCGAUGUAAACGAUUCAGCGAGGAAAGAUGAACUUUCUGACGAAGAUGAAAUCAUCCAAGCUACACCUCCACAAAAUCAUUCACCACCUAAGAAAGGAGCUGGUAAUAUCGAUAUUACGAGUCUAAAACGUAAAGCUGAGUCCAUGGACGAAUUGCCAGCUAAAAUCGCUAGAACAGCAUCUGUGGAAAAUGUAGCAGAUGCUGAGAAACGACUGGAAGAAGAAGAGGUAAGUCAUCAGUCUGAUGGAUCUGAUGAUUCGUGUCAGGAUCUGUUCAAAAAUGUCGACAAAAACGUCGUAAUAGAAGAGACCCAAGAGUCAACCAACCAAGAAUUCAUUCAAAACUCUUUAGCGAGUCCCCUUGAAAGUACAACCGAUGAUAAUAAGACGCCGAAUCCUUGUCAUUCCAAACAAACAAAUCCACAAGAGCAAGUCUUCUCUGAGAAAUGUAGCAGUAUGGAGAAGAAUGAGAAUUUGAAUGUUUCCGCGAAAUUGGCCGACGUCAGCGACAACGAUAGUAUUAUUGUCAAUGUAAAUUCCAUGCACGAAAGUGAUUCACAAAUAGAAGACAAUGAUUUGCCGAGCGAAGUGAAGAGGAAUGCUGAUUCAACGGUCACUGUCGAAAAAUCCACGACUGAAACAUUAGACGAGAUAAAUAAAUCUGUAAAUGUAAAGGAGACCGAAACGAUUUCCAACGAAAGCAAUAAAAUUGAGCACACGAAUUGCAUCAAGAAAACUACCGAUGAUGGUAAAGAAACUCCUCGAGUCAAACUGCGAACCAGCGUGGAACUGAUAUACGAAAGCACGAGUCAAAUUGCCGACAAUGAUGAAAAUAAAUCGAAGGAAGUGGUAGAGAUCGACGAGGAUGAAGGUGAUAAGAUUGUAGAUUCGUCGACCGAGGUAAUCUACGAUCGUAAAAAUACCAAACCGGAGCCGGAAAUUGUUGAGAUUAUAGAUGACUCGCGCGAGGACAACGAGAGGAUUCGUCCGGGACUCGUUCCAGACUCAGGAGAGGGUUCCGAGGUACAAGUCAUGGAAAAGAACAGUUUCGAGAAUAAGAGCAGCGUUGAUUUCAACUACAAGUCUACGGAGAGUAUGAAAGAGUCGUCAUUGGAUUCGAGACCACCGACGACGGACAAUAAAGUGAUGAACGGUAGUCUCGAAUCCAAGAAAGCUGAUAAUGAUGUAACUCUGAGCGCGGAAUCCGAUACCUUCUCCGUCUAUGAUGCGCCAAUCUUUACAAAAACCGACAGCAAUCUAGACAAUAUAAAAAAAUCGGAUAACGUCAAGAGUAAUUCUUUCGUAUUCAGGGAUCCGGACAACAUUGAGUUGAUCAAUAUAAGCGAUAAUGAUACAUCCAAUGUGGAGGAGAAGAACAAAUCUGAUCUAAUUCACAAUGGUACAUCGACGAAGACUGUGCAGAUGGAGCGAGAGAUCGGUAUGUACGUCAAGCUUAAAUGCGUACUUCACAUGGACGAAAACACGAAGGAGUAUGUGAACAAGGAGCUAACGGCAGUACAUUGCGAACCCGCGGUAAUCGAGUCUACGGUGGGUAGGCAAAAGAACGAAGACAGCCAAUCUUCACUGGCGGAUAUUUCCGACAAUAAGGAUUCGCCGCCCUGUUCUGUCAAUAGCAAUCCCCAAUUAUAUCAGCUACCUUCCCGAUUGUCCAUUAUGUCAUCGAUCAGUUCAUCGAGCUCGAUGUCCAGUGCCGCUGCUCUAACCGCGAAGCUCGCCCUAAAGGCACGUGGGUCGACGAAAUACGCAAAGAAGCUGUCUUCCCAGGAAGCGCUACACGUACUGACAGAUAAGUUGAUAUCGGACGAGACCUAUAGUCGCGUGACGCGCGAGUGGAAAAAUCACCACUUGGUGACUGCAACAAUUCUGAAUUGCGCGAACACGGAACUCAAUACCACGAAUGUCAGCAACGUCGAGCUGAUGGAUCAUCGUAAUCAGCACUUAAGAGAGAACUUUGUACGUUCAUCGACACCAUCGGAAGAUGCCGCUGCCGAUGAGAAAAUAGAGUUAACCGCUACACCGAAGAGCACGAAAAAGGGAAAGGCUGUGAAGAGACCGAGGAGCAAACUAACGAGGACAAAUGUCGCGCAGACUAACGGCAAUGAGGACGUGACGAAUAUAAAUACCGAACCAGCUCUGCAUGUUUCCUUCGCAGAGACCGACACACCGUCCGGCAGGAAGAAGAGCAGAUUAGAAAGUACGGAAAGUAAAUUAGGCAUAGACGUCCUAGCGAAUUCACCUGCGAGUUCGCUGCAAAACGAUCCGGCCGACGAACUAAUCGGUAAAAGUGUGUUCGCCAAAUGGUCGGACAACAAUUAUUAUCCCGGUAUAGUAGGUGAUCGAAUCAAGACCAAGUACAAAGUGAACUUUUAUGACGGCAAAAGCAAGACACUCAUACCAGAGUUCUUGAUACCGAUACCAAAGAUUCUGAGGGAGGGUCUGUCCGUGUACGCGACCACGAAAGCCAAUGAUUACGGCUCUGUUGGUAUCAUCGUCGACUCUCAUACAUCAUCGACGAUGAGCAACAGUAAGGAUAAUAGCGACACGUAUUACACGGUGGAGAUCGACGAAGGUGAGCCAUUGCAUGUGCAAGUACGGGACAUCUUUCUUUCGGCUGAUCAGGCGCAGGUGCUUAAGGAGGAAGUAGAUUACGCGGACAAGAGCUCCUUGCCGAGCACACCGAAGGCACUGGGUCAGGUAACGCUCGAUAAUGUGGUGGACGGCAAAAGGCGCUCUAAGCGAAUCGGUACGCCGGUCUUCUCGACUCCCAAGUCCAAGAGCAGCGGGACUAGCAGUUCGAUUAGCAGCAAGAUCAAACCCUCGGAACCCUCUGGGUCCGGCGUGUCCGUCAGAUUAAAGGACACAUUGGAAAAUGAAAGCGUAUCGAGUGACUCGAACGUCGAAUCGGCUCAAAUGGACAUGUACGUUCUGAAAGGUGUGCAACGAGAAAUUAUCAGCACACCAUACGAACAGACUGCGAAAGGUUCGCAGAAUAGAAUCAAAGGAAAGCCGCGCAGCAGGAAGAAGAUAGACGAUCCGCAGACCAUUGCCAAACUUGGCCCGAUUCCACAGGCAAACUCUAAUAUUUUCAAGGGCAUGUCGUUUAUCCUCACUUGCGUGCUCAUGAAAGAGUUGGAUAGGUAUAAAGAUAUAUCUAGCGUAGAAACAGCUACCGAUACAGAGACCGAGAACGAGGAUGAUUGGAUGGAGCAACCGUUCGUGCGUGACAGGCUGCACACGCAGAUCCUGGCGGGCGGCGGUAAAAUUUACGAGGACUUUGAUCAAAUACCAAAGGAGGAGUACAAAAAUACAAAACUCAUUACAAACGUGCCAAACAGAACAGCAAAAAACAUACUGUGCCUAUCAGUUGGCAUCUCCGCCUACAAUCAUAAGUGGAUAAUUAGAUGCUGUUUAGAAGGAAAGAUUGUGAACGCGGCGGAUUAUGCGCUUCCAACUGGUUGGAGUUUGCAGAAGAAAACCUAUGUAGAAACGUUCCAAGUGGGUAAAAAUAAGCCGUUAUCGGAGAAGAUCGUAAUAAUUCCCAAUUUGGUAUCUGACGAAGAGUUUGCCAUAUUCUGGCGGCAAGUUUGCGAGAACGCGGGCGCGGUGGUCUUGAUUGCCGAUAACUUGGGAGCCAUGGAAGCUAUGGAUUUCGGCAGUAAUAACGUAAUAGUUUUGUCUAAUCUAACAUGUCCGUCGUGGGCUGUGAGCAGAGCAAAUCACCUGCGAAUUCCAGUACUAUCAACCACAUGGGUAGUUCAGUGCUUAAUCGAGGGUAAACUUUGUUCAUAUGACCAGCAUCCGCGUUUCAAAUACAAUUAUAUACAAAAUUAAGAAAGCUGAUUAGUUUAUUGUUUUUACCCUACGUUGUUUAGGAACAAUGUAAUUUGUAUAGAGACUAUUUUCCUUUCCUUCUUAUUUUUUAAAUUUCUUUUUCAUUAUCUCGUAUAAGAUACAAAAUGAUUUUACGUGAUUGUAUAUUAUGAAGUU